UAGAAAUUACACAAUUUGCACAGUUUCCUUCACACGUCUUCCUCUUCUCCCUUCUUCCUCUAUUACUCGGUUCCAUUAUCUGCAAAAGCAUUAUAUGUUACCAGUAGCAGGACAAUUACAAUUUCUAAGGGCAAUCUCAAGUUUAUCCUCCACAACACAAACUCAAAUUCAACUUCUAGAAAAGUACUUGACAGGACAAUUUCAAGUUCUAAGGGCAAUCUCAAGUUUAUCCUCCACAACACAAACUCAAAUUCAACUUCCAAACAAGGAUAAAGAUUUGAUCUUUGAAGUUUCAAAUAAGGAAGAUUCGAUCUCUCACGUUGAUGCAACGGAAUCUAUGGCUUUAGUUGAUGUUCCAUGUGCAAAGAAAGCUUCUAAGCAGCGUGGGGUACAACAUUAUGAUGCAUCUUCUACUGAUUUUGGUUGUCAUGAUGUAGUUCUUUGUCAUACUCGUCCACAAACAUCAUGGAUUCCAGAUUUGUUUCGCAUCUAUAAACUUGUUCUUAUAGUUCAUGGUUAUCGUGUGUGGGUGAUUGCUUGGUUAGAUCAAAAACUGAGGGUCCUUUUAAGGUUGUUAAAAAGUUUGGGUUCGACACAUACAAGGUGUUAUUGGGGCAUGGUAUAUGUGCAACACUUAGGGGAGCUGAUUUGGUGCCGUGCUUGGAAGACCCUUAAGGACAAGGGAUGUUUUCAAGACAGAGGGGGUGAUACAUGUGAGAAAUCGCUCGUUUCCUACAAAUCCUAAUUCUGUUAGGAUUUUCUUAUUUUCUAGUUUUGGUAGGAUUAGUUUUCCUAAUUCUAUUAGGAUAAGAACUCCAAGUUCUGUCAGAAGUCUAAUCGUUUAAAUGUUUUAGUUGAGUUGUAAUUCUAGUUGAGUUAGAAGUCCAAAUCCCAGUUGAAUUAGGAUUCUAAUUGGAGUAGAGUUAUAAUGGUAUUAGGAGUCUAAUUAGUAGUCACCAAGUUGAGCUUGUUCUACUUGGAUUAAGAGUACAUUUAUUUCUUUAAUAUCUUAUUCUUAAUUUGCCUAGCUUUAG
Molecule: messenger RNA, 1034 nt
Organism: Beta vulgaris subsp. vulgaris (sugar beet)
Lineage: Eukaryota; Viridiplantae; Streptophyta; Magnoliopsida; Caryophyllales; Amaranthaceae
Exons: 4
Coding region: 95-745 (216 amino acids)
Source: RefSeq, a predicted model, not a curated record